This is a messenger RNA of Clonostachys rhizophaga, 1167 nucleotides long. Lineage: Eukaryota; Fungi; Ascomycota; Sordariomycetes; Hypocreales; Bionectriaceae. The record is from the annotation of a GenBank genome assembly.
AUGCGUCUCUCUGUCCUCCUCGCUAUCCUUCCAGCCGUCUUGGCUGCCCCUGCCACUCGAUCUGUCCCUGCUCCUCUUGUGAGGCUUAAUGAGAGGGCUGAUGUUGUAGCUAACAAGUACAUUGUUAAGUUCAAGGAUAACAGCGCCCUUGCCUCACUGGAUAGUGCUCUGAGCACUAUUUCCGUGGCUCCCGAGUACACAUUCGAGCAUGUAUUCAAGGGAUUCUCUGGGGAACUUAGCCAGGAAGCUCUAGAUGCUCUUCGAAACCACCCAGAUGUUGACUUCAUCGAGGAGGAUUCCUAUGUUUAUCUAGAUGGCUUCCUUGAGCAAUCUAACGCUGCCUGGGGUCUUGGAAGAAUUUCCCACCGUGCCAAGGGCUCUACCACAUACGUUUAUGACGAGACCGCAGGCGAGGGAACUUGUGCCUACAUUAUUGACACCGGCAUUGAUGUAACCCACACGGACUUUGAAGGCCGCGCUACCUUUGCAGUCAACUAUGGAGAUUCAAACAACAUUGACGGCCAUGGACAUGGAACUCACGUUGCUGGCACCAUUGGGUCCAAAACCUACGGAAUCGCCAAGAAGACCAGCCUCUUCGCCGUCAAGGUUCUGGACAACAAUGGCAGCGGCACGGUCGCUAACAUGAUCCGCGGCCUUGAGUUUGUUGUUUCCGACGUGCCCACGCGUGGCUGCCCCAACGGUGCUGUCGCCAACAUGUCACUUCGAUCCUCUGUGUCAGCUGCUCUCAAUGCUGCAGCGGCAGCCCUCCCAUCAAACGAUAUCUUCCUUGCUGUCUCGGCAGGCAACAGCAACAUCGACUCCUCUAACCAGUCUCCCGCCGCUGAGCCCACUGUGUGCACAAUUGGAGCCACGGACUCUGCCGAUGUCAAGUCCAGCUUCUCCAACUACGGACCGGGAGUUGACGUAUUUGCUCCGGGUACCAGUGUCCUGUCAUUGGCCCCUGGCAACUUGACGGCUACCAUGUCCGGAACCUCAAUGGCCUCCCCCCACGCGGCAGGCCUCGCUGCCUACUUGGGUGGUCUUGAAGGACUCAAGGGAGACGCUCUCUGUGAGCGUAUCAAGGAACUUGCUUCGGUUGGCCUCCUUACUGGACUUCCCAGCGGUACUAGCAACAGACUUGCUUUCAAUGGAAACCCGGGCGUUUAA